Molecule: messenger RNA, 1050 nt
Organism: Fusarium venenatum
Lineage: Eukaryota; Fungi; Ascomycota; Sordariomycetes; Hypocreales; Nectriaceae
Biological process (GO): retrograde vesicle-mediated transport, Golgi to endoplasmic reticulum
Cellular component (GO): SNARE complex; endoplasmic reticulum
Molecular function (GO): SNAP receptor activity
Source: RefSeq, a predicted model, not a curated record
AUGGCGCGACUUUCGCAAUCGGCAAGCCCGUCGCUUAACAGAAGCGCAAUUGAUAUUGCUUCAGCAGAGCUUGGAAACCUACUCUCGCGAUUACAAAAGACCGUUCUACAUACUGAUAGCGACCGCGAACGAAGACUACGAUCCAGCGAGUUUGAAAGAGCAAGGGUGGCAUCUAACCUUGAAUACGCACGGAGUGCAUUAUCAAAAUUGGAACACGAUGCGCUGGCAAUUAAAGCUCCAGGUCGACGAGCUGAAGUGCAAGGAGACUUGAAUGGGAAACGAGAGCUAUUGGAACUGCUCUUAGACCGACUAGAAGACUUGAGACAAGUGGCUCUUGACGAAGACGACGACGAUGCAAGUACCGAUGAAGAAGACAUUCUCUCAGAGAUAAUACCUACACCGAGCGACAGUAUGAUGGACUCUAUAUCAACAGGACAGCCAACUGAAAGCUCGGGACAAGACGACGAUGCAGAAUCAGAACCCCCAGAGACAACGGAAAUACCAGUCACAGCAGUUCCAGCUUUAACUUUGCCACCAGUGCCCGCCUCAACAGCAGCCCCUGAGACUACCCAACCUGUACAACAUACUCAAGAACCUACUCAAACAUCACAAACACUCAGACCACGAGGUGCAAAUAUAUCGCCUUCACCUUCCUCACACUCAACCGCACGCGCUGCCCUCUUUGCCAACCGCGGCAAACCCUCCACGCCCCAAACUUCAACAGCAACAGCAGAGGCCUUGCUUGACCGUCAACGUUCUGAACAGGAAGGUCUCUCCGAAUCAAUCUUGCAGAUGGCGGGUGCCCUCAAGUCAAGUUCACAGAGGUUCUCCGAUACCCUCGAGGCAGAUAAGGACGUGGUAGGCCGUGCGAGUGAGGGUAUGGAUAAGACGGAGCAGAGUAUGGAGGCGGCAAGGGGCCGAAUGGGCACGUUGAAGAGGAUGACGGAAGGAAAGGGAUACUUUGGGAGGCUCAAGUUGUAUGCCCUAGUGUACGGUCUUAUGCUCGUGUGUUUCCUGGUUGUCUUCUUUAUGCCAAAGUUGAGGUUCUAA